Messenger RNA from Medicago truncatula (barrel medic), 1339 nucleotides. RefSeq lists its product as uncharacterized. The record is from RefSeq and is a predicted model, not a curated record. NCBI's taxonomy places the organism in Eukaryota, Viridiplantae, Streptophyta, Magnoliopsida, Fabales, Fabaceae. Gene Ontology annotation, biological process: defense response. The coding region runs from base 200 to 970 and encodes 256 amino acids. The transcript has a single exon.
CUUACACCUAUGAAAAUAGAUAUACGUAGUAGGUCCCACUCUUUUUCAUAACCGAGAGAGACCCUUCCCUUUUCUUUCUCUCGUUCUUUCUUCCGCCGCAAUCACAACCGUUGAUCCUUUCUUGAUUCAUCUCACCGGAAAUUGAACAACAAAGAUGAAUCGGUAAGGCUCCAGAGAGAGAGAGAAAGAAAGAACAGCGAUGGCGUCUCUUGUGAAGUCACCGGCGAAGACGCAACUAGUAUUAGAGAUCAACUUGAUCUCAGCACAAGGUUUGAAACCACCGUCAUCACCACGGCGAAACUUUCAAACCUACGCACUCACGUGGAUCGAUUCUUCCACCAAACUCCGAACACGAGUCGACAAAAUCGGAGGUCAGAACCCUACAUGGAACGACAAAUUUCUCUUUCGUAUCACACCGGAGUUUCUCGCCAGCGAAACUUCCGGCGUCUCUGUUGCGAUCUACGCCGUCGGUACUUUUCGUGAUCACUUAGUUGGCACUGUCAGAUUCUUAAUCAGCAACAUCCUCUCAUCCUCCUCCGCCGACUCCGGCAACAGAACUCCUUGUUUCAGUGCAGUUCAAAUACGCCGGCCGUCGGGGAGUUUCUGCGGUAUAUUGAACAUAGGAGCAAUGGUGGUAGACGGUUCAGGUUUUCCGGCACUGGAGAAAAUCUCAGCGAUAGGUUACCAUGACUUAAUGGGAGAGAAGAUAAAACACCGCCGGAAAAAGUUGUUGGAACAGAAACCGAAGGAGGUUACGGUGGCCGGAGAAGAAGUUUCAAGCGAAUCUUGCGAUGCGGAGUCAUCAGUGGAUGAAGGGUCCACAACGACGUCGUCUACUUCAUCACCCAAAACGACGGCGUUGAAGGAAUGGAAUGGAGUGAGAGAAUUAUCGGCGGGAAAUAAAGGAUUAGUGGGUUCAGGAUUCUUAUGCUGUUUGGUUGCACAGAGGAAUAGCCAUAUCAGCAGGUAACAGUGAAAAAAAGAGAAGAAAAAAAAAAACUACUCUAUGAUUAGUGGUAGUUUAUAUAGUGUAAUCAGACUUUGAUGGACGGUGGAGAUUCUCCUGGAAAAUUUAGAGUCAAAUUUAGCAACAUUUUUUCCCAUGCUUUGGGACUAUUAUGUAGUAAUUCAGUCCCUAUUAUCUUUUGUUGUUGUAGUAAAGUAGAGUACACUACACUACACUCUGUUUUCAAGUUUUUUACUUGUUGCUUUUUAGUAAUUCAAUCAUUCAAAAAUACAUAAUAAAGUUUAGAAGGACAAUUUUCCAUGACAAUACUAGUGAGAAGUUUUAAAUUUUGAUGGUGGUUUAACUAGUAAAAUCACAAGCCAAAUUUGUCAA